AUGAAAACGUUCUUCGUUUAUGUGUUAACGAAAUGUACCUCAUCCCAGUCCACGCACAAGACGCAUUUCAAUAUGGCGGAUGGACCAACUUGCGUCAAACAAACAGAAUGCCAUUUUUCGCGUAUCCCUGUCGAGAUUGUGGAGAAAAUCAUGUCUUAUUUGUCACCGUAUGGAGACUUUUUUGACGCUAAGUGUGUCUGUCGUCUGUGGUAUCGUUUGAUUGUAAGAAUUUGCAAGCAACGGUUACAAAAUUUUCAUGCUGCUGUGAGAACUGGUAAUUUGCGGAUUCGAACCUUGACUACAAAAUCAAGAAUAUCACCUUUACCUCGAUUCUCGCACGGCUGCUGUAUUAUAGGAGAAAAAAUGUACGUACACGGAGGUUGUUCGUCGUCAAAUACAGCUUUUAAUGAUCUUUAUUUCCUGGAUCUAAGAGAACAACGUUGGAUUAGGCCCAGAACAUCUGGUUCCCCUCCACCCCCUAAAGAAUGUGCCACAGCUGUGGUUUAUGACAACAGAGAUAUCGUGAUAUUCGGUGGCUGGUGUCAACCGAGCAGAACUGGAAUUAAUUCUGUGGCGAAAUUCUUUGAUGAUCUUUAUAUUUUCAAUAUUGUUAACUUGUCAUGGAGAAGUCCUGCUGUUAAUAGGGAUUUGCCUAGACCCUGCAAGAGAGCUGGACACGGUGCAUGUGUUUUGGGCCAUAAAAUGAUAGUGUUUGGAGGCGCUCAAAGAGAGCUAAGGUUAGGUUUGUUGAACAUCAGACAAAUUCUCCACUUUGGGAAACUACAUACAUGUAUAUGUUGUAGUUUAAUUUUACUUUAUUAGCAUACAUUACCAUACCCAAAAACAAAAAACAAAAAAUUGCCUGAGAAAAAAAGUUACCUAUAACUUAUAUAUGAAUCCCUCAACAGUACAUAAUUUUAAGGGUGAGAUAAAUAUUAUUUAGAAAAUUCAGUUCCUGUUUGGGCAAGCUGUUGCUGAAGGUGUAGGGAGAGGGGAAGCUAAGUACCAUUUAUUUAUCCUUAACAUGCUUCCUUGAGGGGUCACUCCACUAGCCCAGAGCUCUUGGAAAACACUUUUGCUGCACCAUGUUUUCUACCAAUAUGCAUGCAAAUCAGAAUGGGCGUACUAUCUUAGUUAUUUUAUAAUUUGUAAAUAUGAAGAACCUUAAAUUUAUCCUGCUUUACUCAUGGAAAUCAUGUUGGCCAAUUAUGCUUGUUUCAUAAGUCCUUAUGAAAUGAAAAGCCUAAGAAAAGAAGAAGGGUUGUAUCCAACCAUUGUCAAUUUAAUCCUGGCUUAUUCACAACUCAGAUCUGGUAACUAAGUUUCAUCAUAAUUGAUUGGUUAAGAUGGUUUGCUCAGGGUAUAUUACCAUGAUGGUCCUAUACUUUGACUGAGAGCUUAAACCAUGUCUUUGAAUGUGUUAAACUAUGACUGUGGCCUCAGCAGGAUUUUAAAAUUAUCCAAAAAUUCAGUACAAAAAGAGAGAAAAAAAUGUGUUAAAAAAUGUUUCACUGAAAGAUGAGUCAGAGAUAGGUCAAUAAUAUAAUAGGCCACUUGCACUAAGAAGUCACGUGACCAAUGCUUGCUUUAAACAAUGAGUUGGAAUCUUGCUGAUGCCAAAAAUUGACAGAGCACAUAAAAAUUAUCUUACACCUGAAAUUUGAGAGGAAAGGCAUUUAAGGGAGAUAUUUUAUGGCACUUUGAUUUUUCAACAAAGUAGUUGAUUUGUAUUGGCUGCCAUGUUGGAGGGCAUACUCUUGCCCUCCAACAUGGCUACCAAAACUACUUUUUGCUUAUAUCUUGUUAAACUAUGCUCAGAUGUGCUGUAAACAUUACCACAUCAUCUUUUAAACAUUUUCCUUGACGUUUAAGUGCAAAAUUUGUGUUCAGAAAGGGGUAAUUCAUAAUUUUAAAAAUCAAAUUUUGGUCACAUGACCAGCUACAAACUUACUCAUUUGAAGAAAAUGGUGCGGGUUUGAAAAACCAAAUCACUAUUAUUUUGUUUAAGAUAUGACCCACUAAUCGUUUUUCCAAAGCAAAAUCAUAUAACUUUCAUUUUCAUAAAAACAAUGUCACAUGACCUCUUAGUGCAAAUGGCCUAUUAUCUCCUUUGGCCACAUUAAGUGUUUUUGCUUGUCCAAAGGGAAAUUUGGAGAUUUUCUGGGACAAAUGACUGUUGCAGAUCAUACUUCCUCUUUGCCUGACUGUAAAGGACACUUCAAAGGCAUAUUUGGUCUGUGUUAUUCUGGCUUCCUUUUGAAAGUUGCUUGAAAUAUUGUUUCAGGUUCAAUGAUGUAUGGGUAUUGGACAUGAUAGAAAUGACUUGGAGUUGCCCCAACAUUAGAGGCAAGAAACCUUCUGGGAGAUUUGGUCAUUCUCAGGUAUUUGGAUUUAGGUCUUACCCUUAAUUUUUGUUGUUUGCCAUUAUUUUAAUCGUUGCAAGUUGCUACAAAGGAUAUGGUGUCAUGUGAAAAUGUCAUAAUGUCUUGAAGUCAUUUUUUGUCAGUAUGUUACAUGUAUACAAAAUUUUAUUUGAAUUUAGAAAAUUAUGAUAACGAUGGAGUACAUUUCAUCCAACACUUUAUUUUCUCUCGCCUCCCAUAUUCAGAAAAAUUAAAGAAGCACCUUAGGUGCUAAUUUAGCAGUAAUUAACAUAGCUUAUUAUGUAUUAUGUUUUAGAUGGCAAUAGAUGAUCAUACAGUACUGAUACUUGGAGGAUGUGGUGGACCAAACUUGGUAAGCAUGAUCUCCUUAUUCCUUUAUCUUAGGGAACCAAGGUUGGUACAGAGGUGUGAACAAUCACCUCCCACAAAUGUGGCCAGUGUUCUUCAUAUCUCAGCAUUGAUGCCAUACAUGGGUUGGGUUCGUUUUUGGUUCUCUCCCUUGCUCUGAGAGGUUUUUCUCUCACUGGGUACUCUGGUUUUCCCAUCUUCUCUUCUUAUUCUCUCUUCUUAUUGUUACCAAUUAUCGGGAGGCUUGAAAAAUGGGGGUUGCAACUACAGUGUUUGACUCUAACAACAACAACAACAACAACAACAACAACAAAUUUUGCCCUAACAACAACGAGGAAAGUUAGCUUUGGUUUAAAUUAUUGGAGAAUUUCUAAAAACCAAGGGUUAGGAAAUGGGAAUUUUGCUGUGGGCAUGCACGUAUGUACUAACCUAAAAUUGGCCAAUUGCAUAAUUUGACGUCAGUCAAACCCUGCUUUAUGGACACCUGCUUAAUAGGGACACCUCAUUAAUACAUUGUAUGUACAGUUUGCUUUGUCCCUGGGGAAAGAAAGCCCUUACGUUUUCUCUUAACUAAACCCACUUAAUUCGGACACCCCUUUUAAUACAAACUCUUUCUUUGGCCCUAUCAGUGUCUGAUUAACAGGGUUUGAUUGUACAUCAAAAAUCAAAUGUUGUAAAUUUAUUUUAGGUGUACAUGUAAGAUACAUGUAGCAUGAUUUCAUGUGGUGGGCCUAUUUUGAAUGGCACACUGUCCCUUGUAUAAUUUUUCAAUCCCCAAUAAGUUCAACAAAUGAAGACACUACUCUCUCUGUUGAAGUUGUUUGGAGAUGUGUGGAUCCUGGAUACAAAUGAAUGGAUCUGGCAGGAACUAGAAGUAAAGAACCGUCAAUGGGAAGCACCUCAACUGUGGUGCCAUCCAGCUGUCCGCAUCAAUGAUGUGAUUGUUGUGUUUAGUGUACCACGCAAUCAAGCACAUGUACUAACUCCUUCAUCUAAUGAACAACAAGGAAUUGGACACCAGCGUCCUGGGCUAGAUGGCUUGCUGCCCAUGCAGAUAUUCAUACUAGACUGCAGUCAAAUCCGAUCUCAUUUCUCAUGUUCGUGGAAUCCUCCCCCCAUUACUCAGGGAUCCUCCCCUGCCACCUCACUGCAUUCUGUUGUGGUAGCCAGGGGGGAGAUUCUCAUUUUUGGUGGCAUGUUUGCAAGAUGGACAGAAUCGAGUCCAGAAACAAGUAGUAAUCUUGUAGCUAUUUCAUCAAACAUUUUAGAAUAAACAUUUUAUAAAAUCCCACAACAAAAAUAUCUGAACAUGUGCAUUAUCCGUACUUCAUCACUGCAUAAAGACUUCAAUGUAUCAGAGAGUAACAUACAUAUAUUUCAUUUUAUUAUAAGAUUAUAGGUAACAGG
Molecule: messenger RNA, 4139 nt
Organism: Porites evermanni
Lineage: Eukaryota; Metazoa; Cnidaria; Anthozoa; Scleractinia; Poritidae
Source: the annotation of a GenBank genome assembly